Messenger RNA from Fopius arisanus, 1433 nucleotides. Its product is annotated as lipase 3. Gene Ontology annotation, molecular function: hydrolase activity, acting on ester bonds. The record is from RefSeq and is a predicted model, not a curated record. The transcript is spliced from 7 exons. NCBI's taxonomy places the organism in Eukaryota, Metazoa, Arthropoda, Insecta, Hymenoptera, Braconidae. Gene Ontology annotation, biological process: lipid metabolic process. Bases 35 to 1327 code for a protein of 430 amino acids.
UGAUCCGGUCUCAAAAUCAGUUGGCACAUUUCCAAUGACUAUGGCGCGAGGUGGCACAUUCGAGGAAAUGUUUACUAUUACUUUUAUUAUUUUUAUUUUGACUGGACUCAGUGCCGCUAGAGUACCAUUGGAGGCACCUCUUGGGGGUGACAAGCUGCAAUCGAGAAGUCACUUGGAAUAUAAUGAAGAUGCACAUCUUACGGCUAGAGAGCUAAUCACUAAAUAUGGAUAUCGAGGUGAGACACACAGGGUGGAAACCAGUGAUGGACACAUCCUGGAGCUUCACAGGAUAACUGGACCAAAGGGUAAUGGACGACCAUUCGGAAAACCAGUGGCUUUCCUCAUGCACGGUCUACUCUCAAGUUCUGUAGACUGGCUCAUUUCUGGACCUGAGAAAGCAUUCGCUUAUAUGCUUGCUGAUCACGGCUACGACGUAUGGCUGGGGAAUGCACGUGGGAAUAGUUACUCCAGGAAGCACAAGAAGUACUCGGUGUUGGACAAGAAUUUCUGGAUGUUCAGCUGGCAUGAGAUUGGAGUUGAAGACCUACCAGCGAUGAUUGAUUAUGUCCAGAAGACCACCAAGAAGGACAAGAUUUUCUACAUUGGACACAGCCAGGGGACAACAUCUUUCUUUGUCAUGUGCUCUGAAAAGCCACAGUACAACGACAAGAUUCACGCGAUGUUUGCUAUGGCACCUGUUACCUACAUGAAGCACAUGAGUAGUCCUUUCUUCAGGAUCCUCAGCCGGUUUGAUAAUCUGUUGGUUGGCGCUCUGGAAGCUCUUGGAACUUACGAAUUCAAACCGACUGAUGAUUUCCUGAAUCGCGUCAAGACAAUGGCGUGUGAUGAAGAAGCUUCCACACAGCCACUCUGUGAAAAUAUUAUGUUCCUCAUCGGGGGAUAUGGAACUGACCAGAUGAAUAAGACAUUAUUGCCAGCUAUUUUGGGUCAUGUUCCUGCAGGCUCAUCUGCCCGCCAACUUCUUCACUACGCGCAACUCAUGAAAUCAGAUGGAUUCUCAAGAUACAAUCAUGGGAUUUGGGAGAAUCUGAAGAAAUAUGGGCAAUUCUCACCUCCAAAAUACGAUCUCUCGAAAGUAACGGCUCCAGUUGUUCUUCAUUACUCUCUAAACGAUAUUUUCUCGCACGUCAAAGAUGUUGAUCGACUUGAGGAACAGCUGCCUAAUGUCCACUCGAGGUUGAGAGUUCCCAAUCCCAAAUUCGCUCAUUUGGACUACAUGUGGGGUGUUGAUGCCUAUCGACUUCUUUAUAAUAAAACAAUCCUGAUGAUGAACCGUCUGCACGAAAAGCACGAGCUUGAGGAUUGAUGGAAUUCCCAGCGGCUUUACCCAUGUGCUAUUAUCUUGUAUAGUACUCUAAUGGAAAUUACAUUGAAUAUACUAAAUGGAUAAUAAACAAUUUUUAUACUUUUAA